Molecule: messenger RNA, 822 nt
Organism: Lithohypha guttulata
Lineage: Eukaryota; Fungi; Ascomycota; Eurotiomycetes; Chaetothyriales; Trichomeriaceae
Exons: 2
Coding region: 1-822 (273 amino acids)
Source: RefSeq, a predicted model, not a curated record
AUGUCCACAUCAGCCACACCACCUAAGCUCACUAACGUUGCGAUUAACACAGAACCUGGUAUAGCGAUCUUGAAGUACAACAGACCGAAGUCCGGCAACGCGCUCAAUACACCGACUAUAAAGGAAAUCUUAGCAGGACUACAGUGGGCAGAGUCGAGCUCGGAUGUGAGGGUGGUCAUCACGACUGGUGAGGGAAAGCUCUACACGGCAGGGCUGGAUCUACUCGAUCCUGCCAAUCAAGGACCUGAUAGCACAAUCAGUGAUGAAUUCAUUGAUGUUUUAAGUGAAAUCCACAAGACCUUGAUAAAUUCAAACAAGCUACUCAUAUCAGCUGUCAAUGGACCAGCACCAGGCUGGGGCACUUCAUCCCUGGCUCUAACCGAUCUAGUCUACAGCACACCAGACGCAUUCUUCUUCACACCAUUCGUACAAUGGGGUCUCUGCGCCGAGGCUUGCUCCUCACAUACCUUCAAGACUAUCCUCGGUCGCCAAAAAGCAUCUGCGCUAAUCCUGGCCGGCCAACGCAUGACAGCACAAGAACUUGAAUCAGCAGGCCUAAUUACCAAGAUUCUACCGAAAGAGAAUUUUCUCGAGGAAGUACUCAAAGUUGCGAGGGACGCUGUGAAACUUCCAGCUGAGAGUCUUAGAGUCAACAAGGAACUGAUUAUGCGAGGGACGAGAGAGGAGUUAUUGCGAGUCAAUGAUGUGGAGUUGGAGAUGUUGCGAAAGCAGUGUCGUGGUAAAGAGUCCAAGGAAGCGAUUGCUAGUUUUGCUGAGAGUCAGGCAAGGAAGAAGAAGGAGAAAGAGAAAGCGAAGCUGUGA